This is a messenger RNA of Loxodonta africana (African savanna elephant), 4540 nucleotides long. RefSeq names its product GC-rich sequence DNA-binding factor 2 (gene GCFC2). The transcript has 17 exons. Gene Ontology annotation, molecular function: DNA binding. The record is from RefSeq and is a predicted model, not a curated record. The coding region runs from base 50 to 2392 and encodes 780 amino acids. Gene Ontology annotation, cellular component: nucleus. NCBI's taxonomy places the organism in Eukaryota, Metazoa, Chordata, Mammalia, Proboscidea, Elephantidae. Gene Ontology annotation, biological process: mRNA splicing, via spliceosome.
GGAGGCGGGCACACGCGCGUGGCCGGUGCCCGAGGCCCGGGCUGCUGCCAUGGCUCAAAAGCCGAAAAGGACUUUUCGGCAGCGCCGGGCGGAUUCCAGCGACAGUGACGGCGGCAGGGAGUCGCCUACAGAGCCCGGGGCGCCGCGGGAGCAGGCGGCCCCGGGUCCUGCGGAGAAAAGGCCGCCUGCAGAGGCGGCGAGACGGCCGUUCAGGGGCCGGAGCCGGGUCUGGGCGAGUUCCCGGCGCGCCGCGAGAGCGGCCCCCUGUGCAGGCAGCGACCCGGGCGACCAAGGCGACUCCGAGAGCGAUUCAGAAAAUGCCUUGUUAGAAUCCAGAACAGUUGAUCUCUCAGCCGAUGAAGAGGAUGGGACACAUCACUCCUCAGAAAGUGAGGAUGAUCAGAGCUCAUCUUCCGACAACUCUAGCUCUCCAGAAGAAAAAGAGUUUUCAUCAGCAGUUAGGAUCCCUGAUGCAGCUUUCAUUCAGGCAGCCCGCAGAAAACGUGAACUGGCCAGGGCCCAAGAUGACUACAUUUCUUUGGAUGUAAAACAGACCUCCACCAUCUCUGGUAUAAAGAAAAGCAGUGAUGAAGAUCUUGAGAGUGAACCUGAGGACCAUGAAGAAAGAAUACUGUUCACCCCAAAGCCUCGAACACUUAGAGAAAGAAUGGCUGAAGAAACAAUAACUAGAAAUGAAGAAACAAGUGAAGAAAGUCAGGAAGGUGAAAAUCAGGAUAUUUGGGAACAGCAGCAAAUGAGGAAAGCAGUGAAAAUCUUAGAGGGAAGAGACGUAGACCUUUCUCACAGCAGUGAAUCUCAAAAAGUGAAGAAGUUUGAUACUUCCAUUUCAUUUCCACCAGUAAAUUUAGAAGUUAUAAAGAGGCAAUUAAAUACUAGAUUAACGUUAUUACAGGAUACUCACCGUUCACACCUGAGGGAAUAUGAAAAAUACAUACAAGAUGUCAAGAACUCAAAGAGUACAAUCCAGAAUCUAGAGAAUUCAUCAAAUCAAGCUCUAAAUUAUAAAUUCUAUAAAAGCAUGAAAAUAUAUGUGGAAAAUUUAAUUGACUGUCUUAAUGAAAAGAUUAUCAGCAUUCAAGAAAUAGAAUCAUCCAUGCAUGCACUCCGUUUAAAACAAGCCAUGACCUUUGUGAAACGCAGGCAAGAUGAAUUAAAACAUGAAUCAACGUAUUUACAACAGUUAUCACGCAAAGCUGAGACAUCGACAAAUGAAAGCUUGGCUAUAGAUGAAAAAACACAACGGAUUUUAGAAGAGAUGGAAUCUCGAAGGGCACGAAGAAGACAAGCAAGGGUGCUUUCUGGGGAUUGUAAUCAUGAGGAAGGAACAUCAAGUGAUGAUGAACUGCCCUUAGCAGAAAUGACUGACUUCCAAAAAAGCCAAGGGGACAUUUUACAGGAUCGUAAGAAGAUUUUUGAAGAUGUGCAUGAUGAUUUUUGUAACACUCAGAAUAUUUUGUUGAAAUUUCAGCAAUGGCGAGAAAAGUUUCCUGAUUCUUAUUAUGAAGCUUUCAUUAGUCUAUGUAUACCAAAGCUUUUAAAUCCCCUAAUACGAAUUCAGUUGAUUGAUUGGAAUCCUCUUAAGCAGGAUUCCAUAGGUCUGAAACAAAUGCCAUGGUUCACAUCUAUAGAAGAAUUUGUGGAUAGCAGUGUGGAAGAUUCAGAGAAGGAAGAUAGUUCUGAUAAAAAAAUCUUGGCUGCUGUCAUCAACAAAACAGUUAUUCCUCAACUGACAGACUUUGUGGAAUUCAUUUGGGAUCCCUUGUCGACCUCACAGACAACAAGUUUAAUAACACACUGCAGAAUGAUUCUUGAAGAGCAUUCAACUUGUGAAAAUGAAGGCUUACUUAAAUCCAUUGUUUCAAGAAUAAAGAAGGCAAUAGAAGAUGACGUUUUUAUUCCUCUGUAUCCAAAGAGUGCUGUAGAAAACAAAACAUCACCACAUUCAAAGUUCCAAGAAAGACAGUUCUGGUCAGGUCUAAAGCUCUUCCGCAACAUUCUUCUUUGGAGUGGACUCCUCCGAGAUGAGGCCUUGAAAGAGCUUGGAUUGGGGAAGCUGCUAAAUCGCUACCUUCUUAUAGCUCUCCUUAAUGCCACACCUGGGCCAGAUGUUGUUAAAAAGUGCAACGAGGUAGCAUCAUGUUUCCCAGAAAAAUGGUUUGAAAAUCCUUCCAUGAGGACAUCUAUUCCCCAGCUAGAAAACUUCAUCCAGUUUUUAGUGCAUUCUGCACUUAAAUUAUCUAAAAGUGAACUCAGGGAUGAAGUGAAAGAAAUAAUUCUUAUUCUGGUGAAAAUAAAAGCUUUGAAUCAAGCAGAAUCCUUCAUAGAAGAAUACCACCUAGACCAUCUUAGAUCACUAAUUAAAGAAGUUUGAGUAAAUUAUUAUGGAAGAAUACUAAAAGCGAAAUUUUAAUAUAGUCAAACUCAGUUUCUGGCUUGAAAGGCAGUUUAUCCCUCUUUUUUGUUUCCAGUUAUAGAGUGGAGGAUUGGCUUAAAAAAAAAAGGCAAGUCUCCAUUCAUUCCUCCAUUCCCUACUUUCUCAUUCUGCCUGCUGGUAUCGUGAGAGUCUGAGGCUGAGGUGUUUGAAAGAAUUAAACACAUACAAGCAACAUGUUUCUCUUUGAUUCUUUUCCAGUUGAAAAGAGGAAUUGAAGAAACCUUGCUUGUAGCUGUUUUGGUUUAGAUGAGCAUGCAAAUAAUAAAUCUAGCACCCUGACCUGUAGAAACUUAGACUUCUAGUUCUUACCAUUUUAACCUCUAUUUACAAAAAAGAAGUUGAAAUGGCAUCUUAAUUGGAAUGAAUUAGCUGCUAAGCAUAUUGAUUAAGGCAUUUUAAGGCUUUUGAUAAUUAAUGAUUGUCAAAUUGCCCCUCAGAAAUCUGUACCAAUUUAUUUUCCCAACCCAUGUGUAAGAGCAGUUCUACUCUGUCCUAUAGGGUCUCUAUGAGUCAGAAUUGACUCUACGGCACUGGGUUUUUUCUGGGUUUAUGUGUGAGAGAGUGCCAGUAAGCUUCCACCAGCAAUGCUUUUUUUUUUUUUUUUAAUUUAUUGCAGAUUUUAUUGGUGCAAAAAUAUUUUGUCAUUAGUUAUAGGCUUAGAAACGAAACAGGUAUAUUUAGAUACUUAGAGUGUGGGGUUCAUUCUCUGAUAAAAUGUUCAUAUAGUUGAGGCAAAGAAAUUAAAACUUUUCCGGAUAAGAGAAUACUAGUAAUUUUUUUAAAAAAAUGUUUGUUAAAUAAUUCAAGGGUAACUCUUAAAUAUGUAUUCUGUAAAUUUUUGCCUCCCCCCUCAAAGAUAAUGAAUUAGGUUGCAGGAUUUGAGCAUGUGGCCUCUGACAUUGUUACCUUUAAUUCUGAGGCCACAUAUAAUGUGUUUUAACAGUUUGCUGUGUUAUGUAAUGAAGACCCCUGAUUCACUAGUGUGAAGGGUUUUUUUUUUUAAUGUAUUUUAAUUACAUAAAUUAUACAGGAAUACAAUCUCCUCUAGAAAACUGAAAGCAUUGCAGAAAAGCAUUUAGCCUUCCCUCACAGCUGUUGUUCUCAGGUACCGACUGUUUUCUUUCUAGUGUUAUAUUUUCAUACUUUUUCCAUUUCCAAAAAUAUGUGUAUGUGUGUGUGUACAUACAGCUUUAUGUUUUGCACAUAAAUGGAAACAAAUACUUCAUUGCAUAUGGAAUUUGUAUUUUUUUACCAUUAAAGUGCACAUUUGGAAAUUUCUCUCUGACUCUUGAAUUUUUAGUUAAAGAUAACGUCAGAUGCAUUCCCUUACAUUUUUAAGUAGAGCUGAGAGACUUCUCUUGCUUUUCUUAGACCGAAAAAUACCAUAACUGCUUUCAAAACUACAGGGCAAUUUAAACUACUCUAAUAGUUUUUCAUUACAUUUCAUUAUACUUGGAGUUUGAACUUCACGGUUUUUACGUCAUAUACUAUAGUCGAGGAUGUUUAAAAACAUUUGGAAACUUGCCUAAUCCUUAGUGCAGAUUUUUUUGUUGUUCUUACUAUGAAAGAAGGAAACCCUGGUGGCAUAGUGGUUAAGAGCUAUGGCUGCUAACCAAAAGGUCAGCAGUUUGAAUCUGCCAGGCGCUCCUUGGAAACUGUAUGGGGCAGUUCUACUCUGUCCUAUAGGGUCGCUAUAAGUCGGAAUCGACUCGACGGCAACGGGUUUUGUUUUGUUUUGUUUUUUAAUGAAGUGAAUGGAAUAAAGAAAAGGAACACAACUAGCAAGAAUAAAACUUUGAAUUGGCAGCCCAUCUCACAUCCUAGCUUUUUCCCUAGUUUCAGAUUUUUGUUCACAUAAAUAAUGAGAAAUUUUUCCAGAAUCAAACAUGAUCGUUUUUGUAGGUUUUUUUUGAUUUGUUUGUUUCUUGCUAUUUUUUCCAUAAUGGCUAUUAAAAAAAAAAAGUUGCCGUCGAGUGGAUUCCAACUCAUAGCGACGCUAAAGCACCUCACGGUGGAGUGUGUAUGCAUUUUUUAAGCCCUUAACAAAAUACUUACCUGUAUGAAAAAAAAAAAAAAAAAGAGAAA